Molecule: messenger RNA, 1884 nt
Organism: Melitaea cinxia (Glanville fritillary)
Lineage: Eukaryota; Metazoa; Arthropoda; Insecta; Lepidoptera; Nymphalidae
Gene: dsb
Product: scavenger receptor class B member 1
Exons: 12
Coding region: 1-1884 (627 amino acids)
Cellular component (GO): membrane; cytoplasm
Molecular function (GO): scavenger receptor activity
Source: RefSeq, a predicted model, not a curated record
AUGGGCCACAAGCAAUACUUGGCCGUGAGCCAGUCGGCCCGGAACCGGCUCUUCGGGAUACCCAACAAGAAGCCAGUGCCACUGAACAUGCUGAUAUCGCAGCAGGGCAAAUUAAACCAUGGUCACCUCGCAGUUAUCACGUUCAGUAUAUGCACUGUCGUCCUGGGUGUCAUACUAUCAUUUGUGCCUUGGCUGGACUAUAUUAUAUUUAGGGAAUUAAGGUUAUGGAAUGGUUCACUGAGCUACAGCUACUGGCAGCGUCCGGGUGUCAUCAGAUUAACCAAAGUGUAUAUCUUUAACGUCACAAACCCUCAAGGGUUUCUGGAGAAUGGGGAGAAGCCCAAGUUGAAUGAAGUUGGCCCUUUCGUUUAUAGAGAAGAUAUGGAGAAGGUCAACAUCAAAUUCCACGAUAACGACACGGUUACGUACCAACACAACAAAAUAUUGCGAUUCGUUCCUGAACUAUCUGUCGACAAGAAUCAAAAACUCGUCGUACCAAACAUACCGCUUUUGACAGUCACCUCAUUCUCACCAAACCUCGCGGGCUGGCUGUUCAACUUGCUCGUUUCUGGCUUAGCAAUUACGUACAGAGAAAGAGCUAAACCAUUUGUUCAUGUUACCGCUGAAGAAUUGGUCUUUGGGUACAACGACCCUCUAGUGACUCUUGCACACUACUUCUACCCUAAAGGAAAGAGACCAAACAGUCAGAUGGGACUUUUGCUCGCCAGAAACGGAACACUAGAAGAGGUAUCGACAAUCUACGCGGGUCAAGAUAUGGAGAAGUUCGGCUAUCUGGACAAGUUGAAUGGACUGGAUCACCUGCCCUACUGGCCUGAGAGUCCUUGCAAUGAUAUAAGGGCAUCUGAAGGGUCAUUCUUUCCACCGAAGCUGAUAGCGAAGAGCGACAUAGUAUACGUGUAUGAUAAGGACUUAUGCAGGAUUAUGCCGUUCAAAUACAGGAAGAGCCUGUACAAAGAAGGUAUCCAAGCGGGUCUCUACACUCCUCCGAGUAACUUUUUAGAAAACGCAGACAUCAAUGAAGCGAACAAGUGCUACUGUCAAAACGAUAAAUGUCCUCCGAGAGGUAUACAGAACAUAAGCCCGUGCCAAUAUAAUGCUCCAGUCUAUCUCUCGUACCCUCAUUUCUACGAUGCGGAACCAUCUCUUCUAGAAGAGUUUGAAGGCCUCAAGCCAGAUCAGAAGAAACAUGAAAGCUAUAUCCUGCUGCAACAAAAAAUCGGAGUACCCAUUGAAGCACAAGUGCGAGUGCAGCUCAACAUAAAAGUGGACCAGGCUCCUAACAUCAGAGUCAACAGCAUACACAAAUUUCCGAGCAUCAUAUUCCCUGUGAUGUGGGCACAAGAGGGUAUCGACGGCAUACCCACGUCGAUAUGGAGAUGGAUAUUCUUGGGUACAACAUUUGGUCCAAUAGCCGCACCAAUCAUAUCUUACUCCUUAAUAGCAAUAGGUGUAGGUAUUUUAAUAAGUGUUUUUAUAAAAGCGUACAAAAACUUCGUGAUAGGUCAAAACACUUUAGAAAUAGUAGACAUUGGUCGAGAAACUAUACGGCGUGGUUCUACUCUUAUAAUAAAUAGUUCACACAAAAUCUUGCCCCAUAAGGAGACGUCGUACCAACCUUUGAACCAAUCAAACUCUUCUACACCAAAUGGGCGUCAAGAAGAAAACAUACAGGAGUUAAAUUUUAUGAAUCAAUCAAAUAAUUUAAGUACAAGCAUUGAUGAAUUGAAAUCAAUUUUAAAUAGAGAUUUCGUAAAAGCGAACUUCUCGGAAAUGGAACGGGAAUCAUUAAUACAGUCAGACAAUACGUUCAUAAUGUCGGAACAUCGUCGAAGUAGGAUAUACAAAGUAACAGACAGUUUUUAG